GUUCUUUUUAUUUUGAACAAUAUAAGCUAGCAAGUCGUGCUGCAAAUUGUGUAGCAGCUUCGCCGUUUAGGGACUAUCCAUUUACUAUGUUUAUAAAUUUAGUUAGAGGAAGUGAAAGUAAACUCCAUUCGCGUGCAUUUCGUUCGCUUCACUUCCUCUCUACCAAAAAUGGGUUCGAAAGGACGGCCAAAAACACGUUGCAAAGUGUUAGAAAACGAUCGUGCAUCGCCAGUAGCCGGUGUGGUGCUGAAAGAUUUCGUAAUCAACAGCUGAUAGCCGGCAAUCGGUGGCUAAGAACAUCAUGCUGCCUUAAUGCAAGCAGUGGCAAAAUAGACGCCGACAAAAAUGUGACCUCGGAGCAGGUGGAUGAGACAGUUACGAAACAAUCGAAGCCGAAACUGCAAUCGUCUGAUGUGAAGCGGCUGCUGGGGUUUGCGAAAUCCGAGCAAUGGAACAUAACAGGUGGCAUUGGAUGUUUGAUAAUUUCGUCCGCAAUCACCAUGUCGGUCCCGUUCGGGUUAGGCAAAAUCCUUGACAUCAUCUACGCCAGCUCAGCUGAAACCGGCAUGGCAAAGGAAAAGCUGGACCAGUUCUGUUUACUUCUCGGUGGCAUCUUUCUGCUGGGUGGACUUGCGAAUUUUGGCCGCGUAUAUCUGUUCAGCAAUGCUUCUCUUCGAAUAACGAAAAACAUCCGUGCCAAGGUGUACAGUUCCAUGCUGAAUCAGGAGGCCGGUUGGUUCGAUCGGAAAGGCACGGGUGAGCUGGUGAAUCGGCUUUCCUCCGACACGUACCUGGUAGGCAACUCGCUCAGCAUGAACCUUUCCGAUGGGUUGCGAUCGUCGGCAAUGAUUUUGGCCGGAACCGGAAUGAUGAUUUACACCUCACCCCAUCUUGCACUGGUGGGAAUGUGUAUCGUGCCUUGCGUUGCUGGUGGAGCGGUUGUUUACGGACGAUAUGUGCGUAACAUUACUCGCGAGCUGAUGGACAAGUACGCGGACAUUAUGAAGAUUGGCGAGGAGCGUUUGGGCAAUGUAAAAACGGUGAAAGUGUUCUGCAAGGAACGGUUCGAGAAGCAGCUAUUUUCCGAACAACUGCUCGAUGCUCUUAAUAUCGGAUACCGGGAGACGAAAGCGCGGGCAACGUUUUAUGGAAUGACGGGUCUUUCGGGAAACAUUAUCAUCUUAUCGGUACUUUACUACGGUGGCACGAUGGUAAACAAUUCGGAAAUGACGAUAGGAGCAUUAACGUCCUUUAUACUGUACGCCGGCUACACUGCCAUCUCGAUAGGAGGGUUAAGCAAUUUCUACACCGAACUUAAUAAGGGUGUUGGUUCGGCAACCAGACUGUGGGAAAUUAUUGACCGGAAGUACACCAUUCCGAUUGAAGGAGGGAUAGAAGUAAUUAAACCACCAGAAGGCCAGAUUCAGUUCCGGGAUGUAGUUUUCCAUUAUCCAUCCCGACCGGAUGCAGCCAUCCUGAACGGCGUAAACUUGACAAUCGAACCGGGCACUUCAACAGCCGUUGUAGGACGCAGUGGUUCUGGCAAAUCUACCAUCGCUUCGUUAAUGUUAAGGCUUUAUGAUCCGCAACAAGGAUCAGUACGGUUAGAUGGCACCGAUCUGCGAGACUUGAACUCAUCCUCACUACGUCGUCAUAUCGGUGCAGUUAAUCAGGAACCGGUACUAUUCAGUGGCAGCAUUCGGGAAAACAUUCUGUACGGUUUGAAUAUGGGAGAAAAAAUAUCCGAAAGUAGCUUUCAGCGUGUCGUGCGGGAAGCGCACGUAGACGAGUUUGUACGAAACUUCCCCGACGGUCUCAAUACGCUCGUUGGACAACGGGGUGUCAUGUUAAGCGGUGGUCAGAAGCAACGUGUAGCCAUCGCACGUGCAAUCAUUCGGAACCCAAAAAUACUCAUUCUCGAUGAGGCAACUAGCGCACUGGAUGCGGUAUCGGAAGAAUUGAUACAGAACGCGCUGGAAAAGCUUACCAAAAACCGUACCGUACUAACGAUCGCACAUCGGCUCAGCACGAUCCGCAAUGCGACCAACAUUGCUGUGCUGCAGGACGGUCAAAUCGUGGAGCAUGGCAAUUACGCGGAACUGAUCGCUACCGAUGGAGGCGUGUUUAGGGAACUGGUACAAAGACAAACGUUUAGCUCCACUGCCGUUAGUUAGUAGGACACUUCUUUUUUUUCUUCCCAUCGAAUCGAUAACGAUAUCGUUUACGAUUAGAUUGUUUAUUUGCUACCUUUUUUGUUGUUGUUAUUGUCUCUUUUUUUACACAUUCUUUUCCAAUGCACGCGUUGGUACGAUGAAAGCGGGAGGGGGUCGGUUUUUUUGUUUAUUAUUUAUUUACUUUGAUUUUGUUCUAUUUUUCACACAGUGUUUAUAGGUAUUUUCUGCUCAUCAUGUAUUGAAUCGUUAGAUUAUGCGAAUAGUAACCCUGCUCCCACCUAUCGUAUCUAUCGUGUGUCGGAAAACAAAUGACACUAUUAGUUAAAUGGGGAAAGGUGAAAAUGGAAUAGUUAAAAAAUUAAAUUAUAAAAUUUAGUUUGAAUACUCUC
This is a messenger RNA of Anopheles funestus (African malaria mosquito), 2563 nucleotides long. Its product is annotated as ATP-binding cassette sub-family B member 10, mitochondrial. Gene Ontology annotation, cellular component: membrane. NCBI's taxonomy places the organism in Eukaryota, Metazoa, Arthropoda, Insecta, Diptera, Culicidae. Bases 87 to 2174 code for a protein of 695 amino acids. The record is from RefSeq and is a predicted model, not a curated record. The transcript is spliced from 9 exons. Gene Ontology annotation, molecular function: ABC-type oligopeptide transporter activity; ATP binding; ATP hydrolysis activity. Gene Ontology annotation, biological process: transmembrane transport.